GAUCCAAAGUGGUCUUGUCGGAUAAGAUACCAUCGCCAUGUUUCGAAAUACACCGCCGUGGAUAGUGCGCAACCCAGGUGCGGAUAUCGUCUACGAGUUCAAUGGCCCCAAAGGCCUGCCAGGAACCCGCAGGUUCCAUCACUGGCCUCGUUUUGGAGUGGAGGAAGAUGUCAUCGACAUGCCAUUGCAUGAUUGGGGUCACAUAGGGCCGCCGAGAAGAGACGCCAUGCACUACAAGAGGCGUGGCUUAUCGCCGGAGGAGAGAGUCAAGCGCGUCAUCUUGUGUUUCAUACUUGCUGUCGUCGUGGUGGUGCUAUUGGUUGGAGGGGUGUUAUUUCCGGUCAUUUUCUUGAGUUCUCAGCCGACUGCACGUGAAAGAGCAGCAAUGACGCCCGAAAUCGAGUUUGUCGGCGGGAUCGUGACCUUUGACCUCGACUACAAUCCCGCUUACAAUGACCCAACUUCGGUGGAGUACCAGGACUUGGUUCAAAAUUUCAUCGCGGAGAUGGAUAACCUUCUCAGGAAUGAUGCGGCUUAUCAGGAAACCGUCGUACACGAAGUAACGGAGGGCAGUGUCGGGAUCCGUUUUGAAUGUAUAUACACGCAAGGAACGAACGCCGACAUACCCUUCAAAGAGACCUUCCGAGAAAAGCUGGAGGAACAGGCGCAGACCGGCAACCUCGGCCAAUUUGUGUUUGUGCCGGCCACGCUCGUCAUCUUUGAUGUGUGUAAUCUGUACUGUUUCAACGGAGGAACGGUGAACAGAGCGAUCGACGUGUGUGCUUGCACCUGUCCCGUCGGCUUCCUACCACCAUCAUGCCAAGCCCCAACCACCAUUGCGAUACCGACACAGUCCGUCACUACCACAGGUAUGGCGUUGACAAGUGCAAUGUCUGCGGGAAUUAUUACCACAACCAGUUCGGUGAAUCCCACGGUAGCUGCUCUGCCAGGUACCACCUCAAAGCAAAUGACGUCCGUGUUGCCAGUAACCACGGUAACACCGACGACCGAGUUGCCAACAACCACAGUGACACCGACGACCGAGUUACCAACAACCACGGUAAAACCCACGACCGAGUUGCCGACAACCACGCCGGUAAAACCCACGACCGAGUUGCCGACAACCACGGUAAAACCCACGACUGAGGUGCCAACUACUACGGAAUCAUCGACAACCACGGAAAUUCCAACGACUACGGAAUCACAGACAACUACGGAAUUUCCCACGACGACUGAGUUGUCAACAACGACGGAAAUUCCAACGACUACGGAAUUACCGACAACAACGGAAAUUCCCACGACGACUGAGCUGUCAACAACCACGGAAAUUCUGACUACGGAAUUACCGACAACGGAAAUUCCCACGACGACUGAGUUGUCAACAACGACGGAAAUUCCAACGACUACGGAAUCACCUGCUCCGGCUCCACCUCUGCCUCCGCCUCCGCCUGCCUCUUAAGGAAAACAUCAUGACCCGCCGGAUUAAAGCGCCAAAUUUGGUACACUUUACUGUAAGGUCCCAAGAAGUCAUUCUAGAGGGGGGUGCCCGAUUUUGGCGGCUUGGGUCAAGGUCAGACCAAGGUCAAAGCUAGGUCACAUGGUGUAUAAUACGGUAUGUAGUUGUAGUAAAUUUCGACAAAAGUCUGAAAUUUUUAAUUCUGAAUAGCAUAAAAGGAUGCCUGACAAUUAUAAGACCUCACAUUUUAGAAAAAGUUCCAUCAAAAACCUUUGCCUAACAAAAUAGGGGAGCUUAUUCCAUUUCCAAAAAUGAUGACUCAGCACUUUUUAGAAAGUUUGCUUUCUUUUAUGUUAAAGUUAUAGAAAAGGGAACUUUGUUCUUUUUUCGCAUCACUACUCCGGCACAUGGAUGCUAGCAAGCAUAAUUAUA
Messenger RNA from Patiria miniata (bat star), 1888 nucleotides. RefSeq lists its product as uncharacterized. NCBI's taxonomy places the organism in Eukaryota, Metazoa, Echinodermata, Asteroidea, Valvatida, Asterinidae. The transcript has 9 exons. The coding region runs from base 38 to 1459 and encodes 473 amino acids. The record is from RefSeq and is a predicted model, not a curated record.